CCGAAAUCCCACAUUUGAAGGUUAAAGACAGUCUGUGUCCAUCACACUACUAAACAAGUCGCCGUUACUCGCCAAUCGGUCUACCGUUUUACUUUUCAUUUACACAAAUAUAAACACAGUACCAUGUCGAUAUUUGCUGAAGUCCCGGAGGCUGCCCCUGUCGCAGUAUUUAAGCUGUCAGCAGAUUUCCGUGAAGAUCAAAAUCCAAACAAGGUGAAUCUAGGAGUCGGAGCAUACAGGACAGAUGAAUGUCAGCCCUGGGUUUUACCUGUGGUGAGAAAAGUGGAGAAGAUAAUCGCUGAAGAUCAUAGUUUGAACCACGAGUACCUGCCCAUCCUGGGCCUGCCGGAGUUUCGUUCCAGCGCAUCUAAGAUCGCCCUGGGUGAUGACAGUCCUGCCAUCAAGGAGAACAGGGUAGGAGCUGUACAGUGUUUAGGUGGUACUGGUGCUCUCAAGAUUGGAGCAGAGUUUCUUCGGCGGUGGUACAAUGGAACCGACAACACAAAAACUCCAGUUUAUGUGUCUGCACCCACAUGGGAGAACCAUAAUGCAGUUUUCUCUAACGCUGGAUUUGAGGAUAUCCGACCGUACAAAUAUUGGGCCGCAGAGAAGCGUGGACUUGAUCUGGCAGGUUUUCUGGGUGACCUUGAGAGUGCGCCUGAUCACUCCAUCUUUGUGCUGCAUGCUUGUGCUCACAACCCCACUGGUACUGACCCCACCCAGGAACAAUGGAAGCAGAUCGCUGAAAUAAUGAAGCGGAAGAAUCUAUUUGCCUUCUUUGAUUCAGCCUAUCAGGGUUUUGCCUCAGGAAAUUUAGAGAAGGAUGCUUGGGCUAUUCGCUACUUUGUGUCCCUGGGUUUUGAAUUGUUCUGUGCCCAGUCAUUCUCCAAGAACUUUGGCCUGUACAAUGAGAGAGUGGGGAACCUGACCAUUGUAGGCAAAGACCAAGAGAAUGUAAACCGUGUAUUGUCUCAAAUGGAGAAGAUUGUUCGAAUUACAUGGUCCAACCCUCCAUCCCAGGGUGCACGUCUGGUUGCCAUCACACUCAACAGCCCUGAACUCUUUGCUGAAUGGAAGGACAACGUAAAGACAAUGGCAGAUAGGGUCCUGUUGAUGCGUGCUCAGCUGAAGGAAAAACUGAUAGCCCUUGGAACUCCAGGAAUCUGGGAGCACAUCACUGAACAGAUUGGCAUGUUCAGCUUCACAGGACUGAACCCUAAGCAGGUGGAGUAUAUGGUGAAGGAAAAGCACAUUUAUCUAAUGGCGAGCGGUCGCAUCAACAUGUGCGGCCUCACCUCCAAGAACAUUGACUAUGUUGCUGAGUCCAUUCAUGAGGCUGUCACUAAAGUCCAAUAAGCAUCUCUUUCACACUUCCUGUAUGUGAUUAUGUCCGCAGGAACAUACACACACACACACACACACACACACACACUUCACUCACAAGCUUUUGCUGGUCUAAUUUAAUAAGCAGCAGUUGCACAUCAUGUUUUAUCUCCUUCAGUCAUAAAGAAAUGAAAUGGUCCCAGAAUAUAUAUAUAUAUAUAUAUAUAUAUAUAUAUAUAUUUGUGUAUUAGCCACAACAUUAAAACCACCUGCCUAAUAUUGUGUAGGUCCCCCUCAUGCCACCAAAACAACGCCAACCUGCAUCUAAGAAUAGCAUACUGAAAUGAUGUUCUUCUCACUACAAUUGCACAGAGCGUUAUCUAAUUUACCGUAGACUAUGUCAGUUCGAACGAGUCUGGCAUUCUCUGUUGACCUCUCACAUCCACAAGGUGUUUCUGUCCACAGCACUGCUGCUCACUAUAUAUAUAUAUUUUUUUUUUGGCAUCAUUCAGAGUAAUAUAUAUAUAUAUAUAUAUAUAUACACACAUACAUACACACACACACACCAAACGUUUGGAAUAAUGUACAGAUUUUGCUGUUUUGAAAGGAAAUUGGUACUUUAAUUCACCAAAGUGGCAUUCAACUGAUCACAAAGCAUUGUCUGGACAUUACUGAUGUAAAAAACAGCACCAUCACUAUUUGAAAAAAAGUCAUUUUUGAUCAAAUCUUGACAGGCCCCAUUACCAGCAGCCAUCACUCCAACACCUUAUCCUUGUGUAAUAAUGCUAAAUUGCUAAUUUAGUUCUAGAAAAUCACUUACAUUUACAUUUAUGCAUUUGGCAGACGCUUUUAUCCGAAGUGACUUACAGUGUACUUAUUACAGGGACAAUCCCCCCCGGAGCAACCGUUGAGUGCCUUGCUCAAGGACACAGUGGUGGUGGCUGUGGGGAUUGAACCAGUGACCUUCUGAUUAACAGUUAUGUGCUUUAGUCCACUUUGCCACCACCACUUGCCAUUAUAUCAAAAUGUUUUGAGUUGAGUUGCCACAGUGCAAUAGACUGGCAUGUCUUAAGGUCAAUAUUUGCUCUAAAAUGGCAAAAAAGAAACUCUAGAAUCUCUAGAAACGUGUCAGUCAAUCAUUGUUUAGAGGAAUGAAGGCUAUACAAUGCUUGAAAUUGCCAAAAAACUGAAGACUUCAUACAAAGGUGUACACUACAAGUCUACAAAACUGUCAUUGCUGCACGUGGAGCAAUGACAGUUUUUCACGUUAUUAAUGUCCUGACUAUACAUUUUGACCAGUUGAAUGCCACUUUGGUGAAUAAAAGUACCAAUUCCUUUCCAUAAGAAAAAAAUAAACUCCAAUUCCAAACUUUUGGCCGCCAUGUAAUGUAUAUGUACAUAUAAAGUAUACAAAUUCUUGUCAGUUUCCUUUUGCCUUUUUCCUGUGUUUCAGAGAGAGUACAUUUAAAUAUUCUUGUUAGUGUUCAUUUAAAUCUUGUUUGUAUAAAUAAGCACUUUGUGGUGGGAUUAUGGCAUUUAAGGAAUUGUCAGUAAUAUAUGAGUUGAAUGUCUUUCUCUGGAUUUCUUUAACCUAAGUAUCCAGUGUGAAUGAGUUUUUCCUUAGAUUAAUUUCAUGCAGGUUUGUGUAACUGAAUUAGAGUUAUAUGACCAACCCUGAGCUGGCGGGGUGGAAGGACAACGCAGAAGUAGCCCUGUCUUAUAUUGAUUUUAUUGUCAUGUCUCCGAAGGUUUCAUUGUAUUGAGUGCAUGACUGAAGGAUAAUGUGCGUGUUUCAUGGUGUAUGUGUCUGUAUGCGCUGUUUAAAACGCUGAACAUGCUUACAGAGAUGGCUUGAAUAGAACUUGAAUGACUAGGGGCAUUAUACUGUGUUUCACUGAUAAUUGCACUGAUUUAUUUGUCAUCUGAUGCUCAUACUUCAAAUUAAAUGGUUUGAAGCAAUCAUGAAAUCAAAUUUUGCUUACUAAUUUUCUCAUUAUAUGUCAAGUUACUAAAUUACUUGUGUUCUUUUAUAUUGCUCCAAGACAUCAACUAAAUGUUCAGGGACAGUUGUCUCAUAAAGUUGACUGCAUAUAAAUGAGAGAAUAAAUUGUCAAGCAGUGUUCAAAAAGCCAUCUGGAAGCUGUUUGAGUGAAUUUUAGGUUUAACAUAUUCCUUCAAGCUUUUCCAGCAUGACUUAUGUGCUGGAAACACUGGUUUAUGAAGACCUCAGACAUUGUUUUGCACUUUAUAAGAUGUCUUUUUAAUCUGCUGAUUCUGGUGCAUCACUUCAAAUGUUCAAGCUCAUUUCUCCAUUGCAUUGUUUAAAGAAUGUCCAGCCAUUAGUCAAAGUACAGUUCACUCUCCCACCCAGCUUAGUCUCAUAAGGUCUAACCUAUAAGAUUAUAAAGCUCUGUGUGCACAAAUACUCUAAUAAAAGUGCAUUGAAAUUAAA
Molecule: messenger RNA, 3775 nt
Organism: Xyrauchen texanus (razorback sucker)
Lineage: Eukaryota; Metazoa; Chordata; Actinopteri; Cypriniformes; Catostomidae
Product: aspartate aminotransferase, cytoplasmic-like
Exons: 9
Coding region: 124-1356 (410 amino acids)
Biological process (GO): L-aspartate biosynthetic process
Cellular component (GO): cytosol
Molecular function (GO): pyridoxal phosphate binding; L-aspartate:2-oxoglutarate transaminase activity
Source: RefSeq, a predicted model, not a curated record